AUUGUCUCGAAAAGCCUCAAACGCUCAGCGUUUAUUGCGUGCUUCUUCCAGGCGAUUGAAUUUUUUGCAACCUCGGAAUCACAGAAAUUUCACACGCACACGCACGCUGCUGCGAACACGAGUCACAGCUUUGUCUGCAUGCAAACAUUCACACUCAUUCCAAGCCAUAUUUGCCGAUGGACGCGCUUGUCGCCUUCCUAUUCACUUAGAGCGUGUGCGUGACUUUCGCGGCAAGCGUGGCCGUUUCUGGAGCAGGUUUCCACUAGAAUCUCUUUGCCUUCUCGGGACCCUCAUGAACAGACUGCAAUUUCAACGGCAUGCUAUACAGGGAAAGCCUGCUUGCCUCACGGUUCCCCAGCUCCCACGAGCCCUCUCGCUUUGCAUUCCGCCACAUUUUGUUUUCCUAAUACGGUCUAGUUCUCUCCUCCGCCUAGCGCCUCGGGACAAUGCUGCUUGCUGACCGUUCCGCAGAGAGUUCACCGUUUCUGUUUUCGCCCCGGCGUUCAGGCCUCUCGCAGGGCAAAGGUAGACCUCCACAGAUCUGGGAAAAGGCACGUUAGUUUUUGGCGUUCCUUCCUCCGUGUGGGUUCUACUGUGACUCGUAGUCUCCUCCUGUUCCUUACUCUCCGCUGAGAAGCAAAACGGGAAUUCCUGGGGACUUCGCACUGUGUGUCAGCGUUAGAUCCGUCCGCACACUGAAUUGGAACCCGACGCACAGAAAAACAUACAUACACACACAUAUGUUGGUAUAUAUAUAUAUAUGUAUGUAUGUAUAUGAGGUAUGUGUGUUGACAUUUCCGGUGGAGCAAACCCGCUGUCCCAGCGUUUUCUUUCGAGGACACACAGCUCUGUUUCGCGGCAAUGAAGAAGAAAUCGGAAACCGCGCCUCCGGCGGAGGCUGCUUUUCCCCAGGCGGAAGCCACUGGUCUCCGCCGGCGUGCUGGGAAGUUGUCUGCUGUUGCUCCGACCCCGAACCAGGUGUCUGUUAAGCAGGACGGUCGAAGUGAAAAAGGGAGAGACCCAGAAAGUGAUCCAUUUGCGUGGUCGUCUUGCCAGCCGCCGAGUCUCUCGCGCGAAAGCCAAAGCCGCACUCAAACGUUCAUUUCUGAGCCACUGUCUGCAACAGGAAACGAAUUUGCAGAAGAACUUGCGUCGAAACCGGUCGACAGUCGAGUGCGGAGCAGCGAGCCUGAACCGACCAGUGGAAAAAGCAGACGCGCUGAAGAGAGGAAAGACCUUCCCUCUUCGCCGCAGAACCCGUCGUCGUCUUCACCUUCCUCUUCUUUCUCCAGUUCCGAGUCCUCUGCGUCUGCUGUGCAUCGUCUUUUCAUCGAAGUCACUCCGGAAAUACGGUCCUUCUUGGAGAAGACGGGAGCAGACACCGCGAGGGAGUUCAAGACGCGAACGGCGAUCGACCUCGACCGCCUUAUGGAGCUGGUCACAAAGUACAACGAAAGCCGUCCUAAAGGGUUGGCGCAAGUGCGCGUCAGCGACUUAGUUGAGAAGUCGUAUAUCGUCGGAAAGGUCUCUCCCACACCUGCAGUCAACGUGGACGACCUGCCCGCGAGCGAGAGAUUUCGCCUUCUGUCGGAGGAAAGGAAAUACAGAGCGACUGUCCGGAAGCUCUUUGGAACAAAAGAGGAAGAUGUUUUCGCGAACUACACACAGAGCAUGGCGCUCGGCGUCAAUGCACUGAUGGGUCUUUUCCUAAUGUUUCUGGCGGGGUACUGGAUGGCCGAAUACUCUGGCGUUCGCGACUUCACAACGAAAGUUAUUGUCGGGGUUAUUUGCUCCUUCGGCUGCCUCCUGGUGGAGGUCGGCCUCCUUCUGAUCCACGACGAAGUUCUUCAGCGGAAAUCCCGACGGCGAGUGGUGGCCAGGCCGACAGGCAAGCCCUCAUGAGCUUCGGCGCGACACGUUUUCUCAGAGCUACAAUGUCAACGAGAAGAAUGCGGCUGUGUCGACUGUGCAGGAAAUCUGCUGUUUUACCUCCUAAAUACCCAACCUGUUGCGGCUUCUCUAAAUAGAUGUCGAACACUAGAAAUUGCACCUUCCUGCGGAAACCGAUUUCUCUCCUCUCCUCGGCUAGCGCUUGCGCCCAGACACGGUCCAGACUGAGUUUGUGGAAUUCCUGGUGUAUUCUCAGCCUCCGUUCUUUCCUUUGAUUUCCAAGUUGAAUAUUUCUUCUGGCGAAAACCAAAACUAGAGAGCUCCCUGGAUGUCGUUCAACUGCCGAGAGACCAGCGGCUCUGUUUGGGGAGUGUAGACUCUACGACGGUUGGACUCCCGGCUCACACUUCGAGGUCUGUGUUUGCCGGACCCAAGUUUGACUGGGCGCCGAUACAGUAGCCCAGGUGGAAGUUUUCGCACAAGUAGAUCCCAAUGGAUUUGGGGCUUUUUGUGUACGAGUGUCGCAUGCGGCGAUGGGUUUCAGACCAGAGUCUGUCGGACGCAGCUGCUUCUUUUCGGUUCGUCGAAGUUCGACGACUCACGGGGGUAGCAGACAUGAAGUGCACUGCAGACCCACAGAAACGGACGUGCCCACCGAUGGUGGUAGGCGCAAGCAGUGCAUGCGUUUUGUAAGAAGGUGAAAGUUGAUGAAGAGCAGUGACCUGCGCGUCGCCUGCUGUGAAGGCUUGCCCACUUUCCAGACUUUUGCAGCACGUGUCUGAUGCUGUUAAUAGCACG
Molecule: messenger RNA, 2688 nt
Organism: Toxoplasma gondii ME49
Lineage: Eukaryota; Apicomplexa; Conoidasida; Eucoccidiorida; Sarcocystidae
Exons: 5
Coding region: 862-1902 (346 amino acids)
Source: RefSeq, a predicted model, not a curated record